Messenger RNA from Eutrema salsugineum, 1647 nucleotides. RefSeq names its product 1-aminocyclopropane-1-carboxylate oxidase homolog 12. The transcript is spliced from 3 exons. The record is from RefSeq and is a predicted model, not a curated record. Lineage: Eukaryota; Viridiplantae; Streptophyta; Magnoliopsida; Brassicales; Brassicaceae. Bases 304 to 1404 code for a protein of 366 amino acids.
CUUAUAUCGAACGAAAGGCUUUCAGCGAGACAAAAGAAGGAGUAAAACUGUAAAAGGACUCGUCGACGCUAAAAUCACCGAAGUCCCUCGAAUCUUCCACGUCCCGAAAGAUUCCUCAACAGACAAGAAACCAUCUGUCUCUGUUUCAGACCUAGAGAUCCACAAAAAUGCACAUGCUCGGUCCCACACACUAAUGACCAAAUGCUAACCGUCGGUUCUCUUUUUGUUUUUUUAUCCACAUUUUGCUUUAUCUUCUUCAAAACAGACAUCUUGUAAGAAAACAAAAAAAAAAGAAGGAAAAAGAUGGUGACCGAAAACUCGAUCGAAUUCGAUCCUUAUGUCGAGCGCAAAGCUUUCGACGAGACAAAAGAAGGAGUCAAAGGCCUCGUCGACGCUAAAAUCACAGAGGUCCCACGAAUCUUCCACGUCCCGCAAGAUUCCGCAACAGACAAGAAACCCUCUGUUUCUGUUUCCGACCUAGAGAUCCCUACCAUCGACUUCGCAAGCGUCCACGUGGACACGGCGUCACGUGAAGCCGUCGUAGAGAAAGUCAAAUACGCGGCGGAGAAGUGGGGGUUCUUCCAGGUGAUCAAUCAUGGUGUUCCUUUACACGUUCUUGAAGAGACCAAAGAUGGAGUUCGCAGGUUUCACGAGGAAGAUCCUGAGGUCAAGAAACGAUAUUUCUCGCGUGAUUCCGCCAGUAAAAAGUUUUUCUACAACAGUAAUUUCGAUCUAUACAGUUCUUCUCCGUCUGUUAGCUGGAGAGAUACUUUCACUUGUUUCAUAGCUCCAGAACCUCCUUCUCCUGAGGAACUCCCAGUGACUUGCAGGGAUGCUGUGAUCGAAUACUCAAAGCAUGUGAUGGUUUUAGGUGGUUUGCUCUUUGAGCUACUCUCAGAAGCCCUAGGUUUGAAUUCUGAUAUACUUAAGAGCAAGGAUUGCUUAAAGUCUUUGCUCAUGCUCGGCCAUUAUUACCCACCUUGUCCACAACCUGACCUAACUUUGGGGAUAAAUAAACACUCAGACAACUCUUUCCUCAGUGUUCUUCUUCAAGACAACAUCGGUGGUCUUCAAGUUCUUCAUCAAGACUCUUGGGUUGAUGUCGCUCCUCUUCCUGGAGCUCUCGUCAUCAAUAUCGGAGAUUUCUUGCAGCUGAUAACGAACGAUAAGUUUGUAAGUGUGGAGCAUAGGGUGCUUGCGAAUAGACAAGGACCAAGGAUUUCAGUAGCAAGCUUUUUCAGCUCAAGUAAACGGCACGGUUCCACAGUUUAUGGACCGAUGAAAGAGCUUGUGUCUGAAAACAACCCUCCAAAAUACGGAGACAUAACCAUAAAAGAAUACUCAGAAGGAUACUUUAAGAAAGGUCUCGACGGAACAUCGCAUCUCUUGAAUUUCAGGAUAUAAAAUUUGUGUGUUUCUUAGCAUCAAUUACUCUGUUCUUGGCUCUGCAAUAUAUAUAUAUAUAUACAUAUAUAUUUAUUUUAUUUAGCAAAAACAAAAUAUGUAAUGUAUAUGUGCUGAGUCUGUCAUUAUGCUCGGUUUCGUCAUGCCAUUCAUAUCACCACCCAUAUAUUAUUAUAUGUAUAAGUGGAACUUUAUGAAGGUCAUUAUUAUUGGACCAAUUUAUAAAUUCUAGUUGUUGAACGA